UUUGCUUUUGCUUUCCUUCGGGGGGAGGCAAGACUGCGUUUUACCCCCAGGCGCGUAUAUACCCCCAACGACGGCGAUAGCUCUCCUCCCACCCUCGAGCCCCCUUCCCGCAGUUUGAUUUCGAUGGCAAGGGGGGCGAGAGGGAGAGGCGGAAAACGCCCCCGCCAACGCAGACUCGACAAUAAUGCGGCCUCUCAUGGCCCGCCCACCCGGGCGCACCAGCAAGCAAACCGUCCCGACCCUGUCUAUCGACCUCCCUUACAUCUGAUCCUCAAGACGGAUCGAACUUGUAAUGACGUAGGGAAGUUAGGUUCGGCUCAACCUGUCUCGGGCAGAUCCGAGAGGGAAUGGGGUCGGCCUGCGGCGGCGGUGGCGGCGGUGGUUUUCCAUUUUCCUAAAUUUUCUUUUCCUUUUCCUACGCUCUUCGGUCUACGGCAGGGAAUUAAUGACGAGCUAACGACACGGAACGACUAUAAAAUUGAAAAAAAGCCAGCCGAAGUACGACCGAUCCAAUCGAUCCGUCAACUAAGCCGGGCCCAAAUCCAAAAAAAAAAAUUUUUCAUCCAGAACAGACGGGACGGGACACACAGAGACCGCACGGCGAGAAAAAGAAAUGUGAGAGAAAAAAGAAGGUCCAUGUACAUACAUAGUUUGAGGGAAUGGGGCGGGCUACAGUGUGUAGUACGCCUCAUAUAUAUUAGUUCCCUCGACUGCCCCUGGCUUGGCUUGCUUUGGUGACUGAGUGAGUGAGCGUUGGUAUGUUACCUAUCGUAGUAGACUCGGUGUGCUUAAGCUAGUAGACCGCCGGUGCGGAAAGAAAAGGCGCAAGCCAGGGAAUCAGUUCAGCGACUCUAGAGGCAACGAAACACA
Molecule: messenger RNA, 870 nt
Organism: Durotheca rogersii
Lineage: Eukaryota; Fungi; Ascomycota; Sordariomycetes; Xylariales; Xylariaceae
Exons: 2
Coding region: 124-738 (204 amino acids)
Source: RefSeq, a predicted model, not a curated record